GUUGAUGAGAAUGGUAAAAUCACCCGUCUGCGCCGUGAGUGCCCCAACAAGUACUGUGGUGCUGGAGUCUUCAUGGCCUCCCAUUUUGACAGACAGUAUUGUGGGAAGUGCUGCCUGACCUAUGUUUUCAAUAAGCCAGGAGAAGAAGUUGAAUCUUAG
Messenger RNA from Candidula unifasciata, 159 nucleotides. NCBI's taxonomy places the organism in Eukaryota, Metazoa, Mollusca, Gastropoda, Stylommatophora, Geomitridae. The record is from the annotation of a GenBank genome assembly.